Molecule: messenger RNA, 1317 nt
Organism: Eublepharis macularius
Lineage: Eukaryota; Metazoa; Chordata; Lepidosauria; Squamata; Eublepharidae
Gene: CLN6
Product: CLN6 transmembrane ER protein
Exons: 7
Coding region: 71-997 (308 amino acids)
Source: RefSeq, a predicted model, not a curated record
AGGGCGGCCGCCGAGAAGCGCCGAGCAGGGCCCGGCGAGGCGAGGCGAGGCGGAGCGGGCAGCCGCGCUCAUGCAGGGCUCGGCGCGGAGGCGCGCUGCGGCCGCGGGCUCCUCGCCGGGCAGGCAUGGAUCGUCCAAAGAGGAAGAGGUCUGCAGGAAUUCCCAGUUCCAUUUCGAUUUGUGGUUCUACUUCACCCUGCAGAACUGGGUGCUGGACUUUGGCCGCCCGAUUGCUAUGAUCUUGCUUCCGCUAGAAUGGUUCCCGCUGAAUAAGCCGAGUGCCGGAGACUAUUUUCACAUGGCUUACAACGUCAUCACCCCUUUUCUUCUUCUGAAGCUCAUCGAGCGGUCCCCCAAGGCCCUCCCCCGGUCCAUGGUAUACAUCAGCAUCAUCACCUUCGUCAUGGGAGCCAGCAUGCACUUGGUGGGCGAUUCCGUCAAUCACCGGCUGAUCUUCAGCGGCUAUCAGCUCCACCUGUCAGUCCGAGAGAACCCCAUCAUCAAGAACCUCAAGCCCGAGACGCUGAUCGACUCCUUUGAACUGCUGUACUACUACGACGAAUACCUCGGCCAUUCCAUGUGGUACAUCCCCUUCUUCCUCAUUCUGUGUAUCUAUUUUUCUGGCUGCUUCAUUCCCAAGAAAGAGGAGCCAAGGAUCCCGGUAGCAGCCGUGCUGCUUAUUGGGCCCAGCAGCCUCUACUACUGGUAUCUUGUCACUGAAGGUCAAAUCUUCAUCCUCUUCAUUUUCACCUUCUUCGCCAUGAUGGCUUUGGUGAUGCACAAGAAGCGGAAGGGCUUGAUCCUAGACAGUAACGGCCGUUUCCUCUUCUACUCGUUCAUUAUAACGCUGGUGUUGAUUGCCCUGUGGGUAGGAUGGCUCUGGAACGACAAGAUCCUCCGGAAGAAAUACCCGGGCAUCAUCUACAUUCCCGAACCGUGGGCUUUUUAUACUUUGCACCUGAAUAAUUUGCAGUCUCCAAUGGAAGAGAACAUUUAACUUUUUGGAUACCUUUUGAAAACGUGCUCCGAGGGGCCCGUUCUGUUGGGAGCAUUUUCUUUGCAAGCCCCGUUGAAUAGAAUAGGAUUUGUACAUGGGACGAGGAGGAACUUUUUCCUCCCUAAUUCAAUGGCUGAUCCUGAUGUGGCUUGAUCCUUUGCAAGUUUACUUGUAAAGAAGUUAUGCUGAGUGCUUUGGGGGUAUAAUCGAUUAAGCCCGUAUGGGGACGCAGCCUUUGUCAUGGAGCGUUUGGGUUGUAGGGAGAAUAUUCACCAUCUGUUAUAUUCUGCCAUUGAAUUUUAAAAGUCAGUUUGCUUGAA